GGGCCGCCUCUAGGUCUUAAACUUAAACUAGAGUCGAGCUCAGCCUCAAACUCGCCAAAACCUGCAAAGGGAAGCUUCCCUCUUCCCGGAAACCCCGCCAGUCGGUUAACUUCCCCCAGCCUUAACCACGCCCCACCCGGCAAACGCCAGGUCCUACACCGCUCCUCGCCUCUUUCUCAUUACCGCGUGCGCGAAGCUUGAGGGCUGCUUUGAUUGGUUGUAGGUAAGCGAGUACAGGAGGUGAACCACGAUUGGUUCCUGAAUGAGGAGGGCGGAGUAAAAGGCGGAAACAGGGGCUGGGAGCUGGGCUUGGUGUAAGAAGACGAGAAUGAUGGAAGUUGUUAAGUGCCCCGAGCACGGGACCUUCUGUUUUCUGAAGACUGGCGUCCGCGAUGGUCCGAAUAAGGGAAAGAGCUUCUACGUGUGUCCCGCGGACGCAUGCGAAUUCGUGCAGGCCACCAACAUUCCUGUGUCUUAUUGUUUAUUGCAUGAGGACUUUGUGGUAGAUCUUCAGGGUCUCCUUCUACCACAGGGCAAGAAUGAAUACAGAGUGUUCUUCCGAUGCACUGGAAGUAAGGCAAAAGGGAAGCCUUGGUGUGGAAGUAUUCCUUGUCAGGAUCCUAAUUCCAAAGAACAUUCUGUAACCAGUAAGGUUCAGGAUGCCCCUGAGCCAUUUCAUCAUCUUUCCAGCCAGCAGAGAAACCCAUUCAAGGUACUUGACAAGAAUCAAGAACCAUCUCUCUGGAAACAGCUCAUCAGAGGUGAAGGUGAGGAAAAGAUGGUUGAUAAGAAGCAAAGGGAAAAGGGAGAUCAGAUCUUCAAUCAAAAGAAGGAACAGAAGCCUGAAUCUAAGUGCUGGAUGGAGAAGGCUCUCUCAUCUGGCAUGGUGGUAAAGAAAAAACAAUCUGCAGUUCAAGAGAAGAAGCAAGGGGAGAGAAGAGAGUUUCAGUGUGAAGCAAAGGAGACUGAAGGCUCACACAAAAGAAAUGUUUCUGAAGUUAAACCCAAACAGUGCCCUGGUAAUGAACUGAGAAAACCAUCUGCAUCUUCUCAGGAGAAAUCAAAUGGAGAGAGUGGUGAUGUCCAAAAUGAAUCAGAACCUCUGAGAGAAAAGGAAACCAAACUUUUGCCUCUAAAUGUUCACAGUCAGAAUUCAGUAAGCAAGCCCCAGAAAGGAGGCCACCUCAGCAGGGACCACCCCAAGAACUGGGAGGCUAGAGAGACAAAAGCGAAGGAUGACUCAAGCACGCAGACUGUCCAGAAGAGGCUACCCCAUGGGAAUUUCCAGACACAGUCGGAGACUCCUGAUGUGCCUGCUCUGCAAGGACCAGCUACCCAGUCUGCACCAGCAGCAGCAGGCCUUUCCCGGGGAGAGGGACGGAAAGCUGACACAAGCAGUGAUGGCAGUGAGGAAGAGGGUGUUAUUUUUGUUUCCUUUAAGCCAGGGAACCCCCCACUUGACUUGACUUUGGAUUCACAGAAGAAGGAGAAUCUGAAAUUAUCGCAUCAAAGUGAACAGAGAAAAGUAUCUCCUAUCUCAGGUGUUUCCAGGAAGGUGGAGCCUUCAGACCCAGCAGCCCAACGAGUGUAUCUCACAACUCAACUGAAGCAAAAAAAGAGCACACUGGCAUCAGUGAACAUCCAGGCUCUUCCAGACAAGGGUCAGAAGUUGCUCGAGCAAAUCCAGGUGUUGGAGGAUGCACUCAGUACUCUCAGCCUCUCUCCAGAACAAGGAACUAAUGAGAAGAGUAACAGCCAGGUACCACAACAAAGUAACUGCACCAGAACGACCACUGACCCUCCCCAGUUGGUGCCUCCCAAGACCCUACAGGGUCAGGAUCUUCAGCCUCCCGGUUCUCUAGGACUAAAAGCUGGAGGAUCCAGUCAAUACUGUGGAGGUUACACCUGUUUGUAUGCAGGCCACACAAGCCAAGAUCGCCUUCAUGCAGUGUGGAAAAUCACAAGUGAAGCCAUUGACGAGCUGCAUCGAUCACUUGCAUCGUGUCCUGGUGAGGCAGCAGUGGCGGAAGACCCUCUUGGGUUGAAGGUUCCUUUGCUUCUGCACCAGAAGCAGGCAUUAGCCUGGUUACUGUGGCGGGAAAGUCAGAAGCCACAAGGAGGAAUUCUGGCGGAUGAUAUGGGCUUAGGAAAAACCCUGACAAUGAUUGCACUUAUCCUGACCCAGAAGAAUGAAGAGAAAAACAAAGAAAAGGACAAAAAGUCAAUUACAUCUAAAGAUGAGUCCUGUAACUUUACUUCCCAUGGAACACUAAUUAUCUGUCCUGCUUCCCUGAUCCAUCAUUGGAAAAAUGAGGUAGAGAAACAUGUGACCCUCGACAAACCAAGAGUCUAUCUUUAUCAUGGGCCAAACCGGGAUCAACGUGCAAAAGUCCUCUCCUCAUAUGACAUCGUGAUCACUACCUAUAGCCUUCUGGCUAAGGAGGUCCCCAUAAAGAAGCAAGAGGGAGAGGUCCUGGCUGCAGACCUCAGUGUGGAGGGCAUCUCAUCGCCUUUGCUUCACAUAGUCUGGGCUCGAAUCAUACUGGAUGAAGCUCACAAUAUUAAGAACCCCCGGGUGCAGACUUCCAUUGCUGUGUGUAAGCUACAAGCCCGUGCCCGUUGGGCAGUCACUGGGACCCCCAUUCAGAACAACCUGUUGGACAUGUACUCGCUGCUGAAAUUUCUCCGUUGUUCUCCAUUUGAUGAGUUCAAUCUGUGGAAGAGUCAGGUUGACAAUGGUUCAAAGAAAGGAGGAGAACGGUUAAGUAUUUUAACCAAGAGCCUUUUGCUGAGGAGAACAAAGGACCAGCUGGAUUCCACCGGCAAACCUUUGGUGAUGCUGCCCCUGCGUAAAUUUCAGUUGCACAAGUUAAAGCUUUCAGAAGAUGAAGAGACUGUUUACAAUGUUCUUUUUGCACGAUCAAGGUCGGCUCUGCAGUCCUAUCUAAAAAGACAUGAAAGCGGGGCCAGCCCAUGUGGAAGAAGCCCUGAUAAUCCCUUUAGUAGAGUGGCACAGGAGUUUGGAUACAGUGGUUCUGGAUACUCUGCAGUGGCAGACUCUCAGAGGUCCAGCACCGUCCACAUAUUGUCACAGUUGCUUAGACUCCGCCAGUGUUGCUGCCAUCUGUCUUUACUGAAGUCGGCCCUGGAUCUGACAGAACUGAACAGUGAAGGCCUCAUCCUUUCCCUGGAAGAGCAGCUCAGUGCAUUGACCCUGUCUGAACUCCACAGCCCAGAGUCGUCUUCCAUGGUUUGCGUUAAUGGCACAUCCUUCAAGGUGGAGCUUUUUGAAGACACAAGGGAGAGCACUAAGGUAUUUUUGUCACCUCUAGUCUAGUAAGAGAGACUUCUUCGAUUUCUCGCACAUGUUCCUGUGUGGGAGAGCCUGCUGUGUCCAAGCUGGUACGGCCAUUUGAUGGCAGAGCGGGAACUGUUAGAUUUUAGCUGGUCAGAUUCUCCCUCCAGUCUUAAAGCCUCGUUUUAUUUCACAAAUAAUCCAAAGCCUUAUGAUAAGUUGGGCCUUCAGAGAGUGAUUUGGUACAGCCCCAGCA
Messenger RNA from Trichechus manatus latirostris (Florida manatee), 3551 nucleotides. RefSeq names its product transcription termination factor 2. The coding region runs from base 329 to 3337 and encodes 1002 amino acids. The transcript is spliced from 18 exons. Gene Ontology annotation, cellular component: nucleus. Gene Ontology annotation, molecular function: zinc ion binding; ATP-dependent chromatin remodeler activity; ATP binding. Gene Ontology annotation, biological process: DNA repair. NCBI's taxonomy places the organism in Eukaryota, Metazoa, Chordata, Mammalia, Sirenia, Trichechidae. The record is from RefSeq and is a predicted model, not a curated record.